AUGAGACUUGUUAGAAAUUAGAUAAAAUUCAAUACAUAAUUACAAUUCAGAGCUUUCAAAAAAAGAAAUUAUAAAGUAAGAAACAUACUGCUAGCUAUAGACUUGAUACUUCUACUUUCUAAUUACUUUGUUUCUUAUUCAAUUGGAUUAAAACUAUUCGAAGGUGAAUCCUUAAGUUAAAUGAAGAUUAUAUUUGUCUUGACAAUUGCUUUAAGAAUAAUUCUCUAUGGGUUCCUUCUUGUUAAGUUAAUUUAGUAUUUUAGCUUUUUCGUUGGUUAAAAGAUGCAAAGAGUUUAUGAGAGAGGGCAGUAAAUUUCAUGCAAAUUCAGAAUAGUUGUAAUAUGGGUUUAUUUUCUUUUUCUAUCAUACUUCCUAGAUGUGAUGUUCGAGUCUGGAUUAUAGAUUUUAUACGCCUAUGUACCAAAUAAUUUUUACAAUUUUAAUUUGAUCUAUCGAUAUGUGUAUAUGACUACUUAUUUAAUGAGUCAAGCAUUGACUUUCCUCUAUCUUUUUUAUACUUAAGCCUCCUUUAACGAAGCAGAAUCACCAAUUUACAAAAAUGGUAAAUUAAUAUCGAAAGACAAGGACACGCGAUAUGUCACAACACUACUUUCAGAAGAUAACCCUCAUUACAUUGUAAAUGAUGGUUACAACAAUGUAUUAAAAUCAAAAUAAAUUUCUCAAGAUAUUUAGAGUUCAGACUUUCAUCAAACAAAUUUCAAUAACGAAUAAGCUAUCUAUGAUUAUGAAAAUCAGGGUUCAUUUGAUGAAAGUAGCAGCAAAAUAAUUUUAACAGAUGAAAGUGCAAGUGAAUUCAAUGAAGAAUAAGAUUAUAGUUAGCAGUGUUUUCUAUCAGACUCUGAAAGUAGUCAGUUUAUAAGAUUUUUAGAGGGAAGUAUAAAAAAGUCAAUAUUAUAAAAUUCCUCACCCAAAGGACAAAAAAAAAUAUUAGACAAGUCCUAGAAAUGA
Messenger RNA from Stylonychia lemnae, 969 nucleotides. NCBI's taxonomy places the organism in Eukaryota, Ciliophora, Spirotrichea, Sporadotrichida, Oxytrichidae. The record is from the annotation of a GenBank genome assembly.